Molecule: messenger RNA, 895 nt
Organism: Empidonax traillii (willow flycatcher)
Lineage: Eukaryota; Metazoa; Chordata; Aves; Passeriformes; Tyrannidae
Product: RNA-binding protein 10-like
Exons: 5
Biological process (GO): mRNA splicing, via spliceosome
Cellular component (GO): nucleus
Molecular function (GO): RNA binding
Source: RefSeq, a predicted model, not a curated record
GGGCAGGGAUGACCGGCAGCGCUGGGAUUACCGGGAGGGGAGGGGCUGACCAGAGCCCCCCGCGCUGAUGGGGAGGGGGUAGGGCCCAGGGUUGAGCGCGCCUUGUAUGGUAAUUAGGGGGCGGGGCAUCACGGGGCCCUCCCCCACCUUUGAUUUUGCAGCUCCCAGUGAUUCCCAAUUCAUUCCAUUUUUCUCGCAGUUAUUCCCUGGACUCUUCCCAGUUUGUUACAGAACUGUCCAGUGACCUUCUCAGUCGCUCCCAGUACAUCAUCGAUUCAUUCAGAUCCUUUCCAGUUAAACGCAGAACCUUCCAGUGACCACCUCCAGUGGCCCUUCCCAGUCCCUCCCAGUCUGACCAGUCACCGCCCCCACAGGUGCUGGUGCCAUGGAGUAUGAGCGCAGGGGCGGCCGCGGGGACCGCACGGGGCGUUACGGGGGGGCCCCGGCGCCCCCCGAGGACGGAUCCCGCACCCAGCGGGACCACGACUAUCGCGACAUGGACUAUCGGGGCUACGGGGGACCCCCAGAUGGGCCCCCCGCGCCCGGGACCCCCCCACAGGCAUCCUACGAGGCUGCGGAGCCCCCCCGGAAACGGGACCCUCCCCGGGACCCCCCCGUGGCUCCAGCGCUGCCGUUCGGUGCCGACAGCGACUACCGGGACCAGGAUUACCGGGAGGGCCCCGAGGAGGAGCCGCGCGCCAGCACCAUCGUCAUGCUCAGGAUGCUGCCCCAGGCGGCCACCGAGAACGAUAUCCGGGCACAGCUCCAGGCCCAGGGGGUGCAGCCCCGCGAGGUGCGGCUGAUGCGCAACAAGUCCUCAGGUCAGAGCCGCGGCUUCGCCUUCGUCGAGUUCCACCACGUGCAGGAGGCGGCGAGAUGGAUGGAGGCCAACCAG